Molecule: messenger RNA, 1167 nt
Organism: Sinocyclocheilus rhinocerous
Lineage: Eukaryota; Metazoa; Chordata; Actinopteri; Cypriniformes; Cyprinidae
Product: fatty acid desaturase 6-like
Exons: 7
Coding region: 118-1110 (330 amino acids)
Biological process (GO): lipid metabolic process
Cellular component (GO): membrane
Molecular function (GO): oxidoreductase activity, acting on paired donors, with oxidation of a pair of donors resulting in the reduction of molecular oxygen to two molecules of water
Source: RefSeq, a predicted model, not a curated record
AAGAUACUGUGAGAAAGAGAGAGAUCCGUUUCUAGCGCAGUCAGCACUAAAGUCCCUCACUGCCUUGUUGCGCGGACGGGACGGAGAGUGUGUGCGUCUCCGAGCUCCAGCGCUAGCAUGCAGAGCAAUCCAGAGAAGAGGAGAGACACCGCGGAGCGGGAGACGCUGAUGAUGGAGCUGACGCGCCUGGUGCAGAAGAGUGUGAGAGAGAGCAGCUGGUGGGAGAGGAGAGGAAUAGACUGCAGCAUCCUCACCGCAGCCUUCAUCAGUUUACCGGCAGGUACACACACACACACUUUCACUACUUUUCAUUAUAGACACAAAAGACACACAGGUCACUUAGAAAUGAUUUUGAUGAGAUGUGGUCUCUUCUGUACCCCUGCAUGCAUCACGAGAAUCUCUGUGGUCUCUCAGGUGUGCGGCUCGUUCUCAGCGCGGGCCGGCGUUCAGGCUCACGUGAAGAUGCAUCAUGCUCACACUAAUGUGAUCGGUCUGGGAGACUCCAGCACCUGGAAAAUCCCUUUCCUGCCUCGAUCCGUCUAUCUGUUCAUCGCGCCGCUGGCCGUCCCCAUCAUCACGCCGAUCGUCGCCGUCGGUCAGCUGAAGGGUCAGUCUCCGCUCCAGAUCCUGCGCACCGCCCCGUGUGUGUGUCUGGGCUUUUUUUCUCAGUAUUAUCUGCUCAGGAGUGUGUCGGGUCUGUCGUGCAGCUCCGCUCUGCUGGUCAUGCUUCUGUGCAGAGCCAUGUUCUCCCUGCCGUACAUACACGUCAACAUAUUUCAGCACAUCGGCCUGCCAAUGUUUUCUGCCACUCACCGGCCCAAACGCAUCUACCAGAUGACACACGGAGUCCUGAACCUUCCCCGAAACCCGCUGCUGGACUGGACCUUCGGCCAUUCCCUCAUCAACUGCCACGUGGAGCAUCACCUCUUCCCAUUCCUGUCUGACAACAUGUGCCUGAAGGUGAAGCCGCUCGUGUCUCAGUAUCUGAAGGAGAAGAAGCUGCCGUAUCAGGAGGACGCUUACAUCUCCCGUCUGAGUCUGUUCUUCCACAAAUAUCAGGAGCUGAUGGUGUUCGUGCCGCCCAUCACUGAACUGGUGGGAAUCCAGUGAUGAUGGGAUGAAGAGCAGAAGACACGGGAAGAUGGACACUGACAUGACGACCGUCCA